Lingula anatina is the source of this 1535-nucleotide messenger RNA. Its product is annotated as SH3 domain-binding protein 5-like. Gene Ontology annotation, molecular function: protein kinase inhibitor activity. The record is from RefSeq and is a predicted model, not a curated record. Gene Ontology annotation, cellular component: cytoplasm. NCBI's taxonomy places the organism in Eukaryota, Metazoa, Brachiopoda, Lingulata, Lingulida, Lingulidae. Gene Ontology annotation, biological process: intracellular signal transduction.
CACGGACGCCGUGCACAAUGGAAGAGUUCGAAGGCAGCACGGAAAGUGACGAGCAAGAAGAGCCGAUAGAUCCCAGGAUACAGGAGGAGUUGGAGAAGUUAAAUACGGCCACAGAUGAAAUAAACAAACUGGAAACAGAGCUUGAUGAAGCUCGAGCGCGCUUCCGAAGCACAUUAAAUGAGUCUGGCCACCGUUUAACACAGCUGUACAGGAAGUAUAAGAGAAAUGUAGAUAAAGCUCGGCCUUAUUAUGAUGCAAGAAGAGAGGCAGAGCAGGCCCAAGAAGAGACCCAUCGGGCAGCACGUGAGUUCCAGCGGGCUAACAGCCUGUAUAAAGCAGCCAAGGAAACUAUACAGCUGGCCGAGCAGAGACUCCUUGAUGCUGAUCCCUCUGAGAAAAGAGAGUUUGACUCUGCCUGGCAGGAAAUGCUGAACCAUGCUACCAUGCGGGUAAUGGAGUCAGAGCAGGAGAAAGGGAAGAGUGAGAUGGAGCACCACAAAAAGGCUUCCUUCUACGAGGCGGCUCAACACAAGGUGUUGCUACUGGAGAAGAAGUUUAAACGAGCCAUUAGUAAUUCCAAACCAUAUUAUGCUGUAAAAUUGGAUUUAGAAAAACAGCUUGAGCAACAGAAAAUUGAUGUCGAGGACCUCCAGAGAGCCAUUAGUGCUGCUAAACACAAAUAUUCCGCAGCUCUCAAGAAUUUGGAGAGAAUAUCGGAGGAAGUGCACCUGCGGCGGAAGUCACGCGUUGGGCAGUUCAAGCUUCCUCCCCGUGAGCCAGGAGUGGGGGCUGAAAGUGUUAGCAGUGAGUCCAGCUUGCCGGAGGUUAACUUAGACAAAUUAGAAAAAGGCAGCUACGCUGGUGGGUUGAGUGAUGAUGACGAUAUAGAAUCUGUGGAUUCCAGAGACAAUGGCUUAGAAGACUCACUGGAGUUGAAACCUCGAAGUUUUUCCAAGGAUUCAGACAAAAAUGUGACAUUUUCCACCGACCAGGAAGAAAUAGAUGCAGACUUGGACCAUACUCUCCAUCAGGGGGCUGUAGAGGACGUGCAUUCCAAGAUGAUCCCAUCGGAGACCAGAGCCUCAAUGGGAGACGGAAGCUCAGAAACCGAGCAGCCAGAUGCGGUGCUGCCAACAAGUUCAAUUUUGCUAAAUGACAAUGUUGAUAAUUUUGUUCCUCCUGAACCUUCGACAGAAGUUCACCACCACCAACAUCACCACCAUCACCACCACCACCAUCAUAUGGACCAGUCCCAUUUAGCACUGCCCCCUAGUGGUGGUGGUGCAAGUCAUCCACAUAACCGCCAUAGUUCACACGAACAGCGCAGACAUAGUUUGCAGCCUCCUGACAUCGUUGCAGCGACGAAGAGGAGAGCGAACUCCGUUUUAGUUAUGCCAGGCCACUCGGAGUCCCUGCUGGAGCCUGGGGCACCUGUGUCGAGGGAGAGAAGAACGAGUAAAGUCACGCAGGGCUUGGCCCAUCUGAAUGUGAAUGACUUGCUGCUGCAGCAUGCACAGUCGGAAGGGCAGUCCUGA